Molecule: messenger RNA, 618 nt
Organism: Aspergillus eucalypticola CBS 122712
Lineage: Eukaryota; Fungi; Ascomycota; Eurotiomycetes; Eurotiales; Aspergillaceae
Exons: 1
Coding region: 91-402 (103 amino acids)
Source: RefSeq, a predicted model, not a curated record
CCAUAUUCAAGUUCUAUAGUCUUGAUUGAUUUACUUUCAACUUAGUCUAGACACCCCAAUAUAGUCUGGAUAUCCUUUACUUACGGCAACAUGCUCCCCACCGCCGCCCGUCUCGCCGCUGCUCGCGUCACUCUCUUCACCCGCGCCAAUUGCGGCCUCUGCGACACCGCCAAACUCACCGUCACGAAGCUGCACAAGCGUCGUCCCUUCGACUACACCGAGCUGGAUAUCCAGCUCCCGAGCAAUAAGCCCUGGAAGGAUGUCUACGAUUUCGAUGUUCCCGUACUACACGUCCAGUCGGUUCAGAGUGACGCGUCGUUGUCGGAUCCGAAGAAGCUGUUUCAUCGGUGGACGGAGCAGGAGAUGGAGACAUUGAUCGACGAGGCGGAGAAGAAGCAGUAGCUGGAGACAGCUGUCUAAGAUUGUGUAUAUAUAUAUAUACUGUAAAUAUGCAUGUAUUAUGAGUUCUAUCUUGAUAUUCGGAUUUGUACGGGGGAUCCGCAGCAUUCAUUUCGGUCCCCUUGGUCGCAGCGCAUUUGAUAGGAAACUUGGCCAGGGCCACCGCAUCCGCAAUGACGGAGAUCUACUAAGUUGAUCUCGGUUAAUGUACUAUAGGAG